UAUCGGAGGUUCUGUUGGUCGGUAUGGCGCACCUGUGCGAGUGUCCUUUGCGUCUCCAAAAGGGUUUCAUCUUGGACGGGGUGGCCGUGAGCAACAUGGCUCGCAACUACGAGCAUUUGAAACCCAAGGUGUGGUCUGCGAUCCCUCCCUACAACCCGCAGCAGGACCGCCACGCCCACCGCUACUUUCGGAGCCGAGUGAUUCCUCCCGUGCUGCGGAGAACAGAGCAGGAUCAUGGUGGUACAGGAAGGGAUGGCUGGAUUGUGGAUUACUUCCACAUCUUUGGACAAGAACAGAGAUAUAUCAACAGGAGAAACUGGGCAGGGGCAGGACAUUCCCUCCAGCAGGUGUCUGGGCAUGACUACUACAAUUCUGAUCUGAAACCCAUCAAUGGAUUCAACGGUCAAUUUGGCUAUCGCCGGAACACCCCAGCUCUCCGCCAGCGCACCUCUGUCUUUGGUGAGGUCACCCAAUUCCCUCUCUUCUAGCAGCUGCAGCUCCCUGUCUCGCCUCUGGACUUGACUUUUUAAGACAGGAGAUAGGAGUAUACAUGUAUUCUCAAAAAUAUUUAAUACAAAAAAUGAAAUAUGUACCUCUAAA
Messenger RNA from Erinaceus europaeus (western European hedgehog), 600 nucleotides. It is a transcript of the gene SPMAP1, whose product is annotated as sperm microtubule associated protein 1. Bases 24 to 488 code for a protein of 154 amino acids. The transcript has 3 exons. Lineage: Eukaryota; Metazoa; Chordata; Mammalia; Eulipotyphla; Erinaceidae. The record is from RefSeq and is a predicted model, not a curated record.